Macadamia integrifolia is the source of this 3747-nucleotide messenger RNA. RefSeq names its product receptor-like protein EIX2. The record is from RefSeq and is a predicted model, not a curated record. Gene Ontology annotation, molecular function: protein binding. NCBI's taxonomy places the organism in Eukaryota, Viridiplantae, Streptophyta, Magnoliopsida, Proteales, Proteaceae. The transcript is spliced from 4 exons.
AUGGGUGGUGGAGGUGCUGCUGCUGCUGAUGCUAUUAUAUCUAUUCGUCAGUUCCUUCUUCAGUUCCUGCUUUUGGGUUUUCUAUACCUUGCUGAAAGCCUUCAUGUUGUUGGAGGUCUUAGUACUGAGAUCACUGUAAGCUGCAUAGAGGGAGAGAGACUAGCACUGCUCGACUUCAAAGCUUGUCUAAACGACACGUCUGGGCGACUCUCUUCUUGGAUCGGUGAUGAUUGCUGCACAUGGACAGGUGUGAGCUGCAACAAUAUGACCGGCCAUGUCAACAAACUCGACCUACGUAAUCCGCUUGUAUUCCAAAAAUAUUACGGUUCUGAUGGAUUUCUAUAUUCAGAAAUUGAUUGGGAUGCUACACGAUUGACUUCUUUGGGUGGGAAGAUAAGUCCUUCAUUGCUCAAAUUGAAACACUUGAAUUACUUGGACCUCAGCAUCAACAAUUUUCAAGGAAUCCAUAUUCCAAAAUUCAUGGGUUCACUUGAGAGCUUGAGGUAUCUCAAUCUCUCUUAUGCAGUAUUCAGUGGAACAAUUCCUCCUCACCUUGGAAACUUGUCAAGAUUGCAAUAUCUUGACCUCCAAAAUACGGAUCCCUAUUUUGCUGAAUAUGAACCAAUGACCAUCAACAAUCUUCAGUGGGUAUCUGGUCUAUCUUCUUUGAGGUACCUAAACAUGAAUUAUGUGAGAUUUACAGGUAAGGCUUCAAGGGAUUGGAUACAAGCUGUUACUAUGCUUCCUCCUUCUCUGUCAGAACUACACUUGUCGAGCUGUGAACUUUCCAAGAUUCCUUUCUCUCUUCCAUAUGCAAAUUUCACUACUUCUCUUUUAGUCCUUCAACUUUCCUGGAACAACUUCAACUCCUCAAUUCCUCCUUGGCUUUUUAAUAAUAUUACUAGUCUUAUUGUUCUUGAUCUUGGGGGGAAUAAUUUCAAGGGUCCUAUUCCAGAUACUUUUGCCAACACUAGUUCUCUUCAGAACCUUGACAUAUCAAGUAACGAUAUUGGAGGCAGGAUACCAACAACUUUGGGAAAUCUUUGCAAUUUAAAGAGUUUAGAUCUAUCAGGAUGCGGUGGUAUUAAUGGAGAAUUAACAGAAUAUAUGAACAGUUUGUCUAUGUGCAAUUCUAAUAAUAGCUUGGAGAGACUAGAUUUAUCGUAUACUCAACUUUCAGGUCGGAUUCCAUCAUCUAUUGGAGACUUGUCGUCCUUGAUAGAAUUGGACCUCUCAUCAACUCAACUUUCAGGUCCGAUACCAACAUCUAUCGGAAACUUGUUGUACUUGACAAAAUUGGACCUCUCAUCAACGCAACUUUCAGGUCGGAUUCCAUCAUCUAUUGGAGACUUGUCGUCCUUGAUAGAAUUGCAGCUCUUUUCAACGCAACUUUCGGGUCCGAUACCAUCAUCUAUCGGAAACUUGUCCUCCUUGACAAAAUUGGACCUCUCAUCAACUCAACUUUCAGGUUCAAUUCCAGCAUCUAUCGGUAACUUGUCGUCCUUGAUAGGAUUGUACCUCUUUUCAACUCAACUUUCAGGUUCAAUUCCAGCAUCUAUCGGUAACUUGUCGUCCUUGAUAGGAUUGUACCUCUUUUCAACUCAACUUUCAGGUUCAAUUCCAGCAUCUAUCGGUAACUUGUCAUCCUUGAGAACAUUAUACCUCUCUGAAACUCAAAUCACAGGUCCUAUUCCGAUAUCCAUUGGAAGAUUGUCAUCUUUAAGAGAUUUGGACCUAUCCAGCAAUCAAAUAAUGGAUGCAACCAUUCCUGAAUCUAUUGGAGAACUUUCAGAGUUGGUUGGUUUGAACAUAUCUAACAGUUCUUGGAGGGGCGUUAUUUCAGAAUGUCACUUUAAAAAUGUCAAAAGUUUAAAAACGUUAGACAUCCAAUUAGAAGCUACAAAUAAGCCCUUGAUUUUUGAAGUGCGUAGGGACUGGAUUCCAACUUUUAGUCUGGAGAGUAUCUAUAUGUCUAACGUCCAAAUGGGCCCCAAUUUUCCUUCAUGGCUCGCAACUCAAAAGAACCUUGGUACUAUAAUUCUCAGAAAUGUAGGAAUUUCAGACACCAUACCAAAUAGCUUUUGGAAAUUAUGUGCUCGACAGCGGAUAGUUACUUUGGAUCUCACUCGAAAUUAUAUCAGAGGGAGGGUACCAAAUUCUUUGGAAUUUUUCGGUGCAGGUUCAGUAGAUUUGAGUUUCAAUCAAAUAGAGGGUUCUGUCCCCCUUUGGUCUAAUGUCUCUUAUCUCAUUCUUGGGACAAAUUUAUUGACGGGACAUAUUCCUCAGAACAUUGGUGAGGUUUUAGGUUUUGGAGUAUAUCAAUUAGAUUUUUCCGGGAACUUUCUAAAUGGGAGCAUUCCUUCUUCUAUAUGUGAACUAACGAGUUUGAGCAUUCUGACUCUUUCAAACAAUAGUUUAUGGGGAGAAGUCCCUGAUUGUUGGAAGAACAUGAAGGACUUGUAUGUUUUAGAUUUACAAAACAACAAUCUGUCAGGAAAGAUUCCUCCAUCAAUAGGUUCUUUAUCUUUCCUGACUUAUCUAUCACUUAGUAGCAAUAACUUUCAUGGCAAGCUUCCUUCAUCAUUAGAAAAAUGCUCAAAUUUAGAGAUUCUCGACCUUGGCAGAAAUGGAUUCUCUGGAAAUAUACCAACAUGGAUAGGAAGAAGUCUGUCAUCUUUGCGAAUUAUCCGCCUUCGUUCCAACUUUUUUACUGGAAAAAUUCCUUCACAUUUAUGUAAGCUUUCAAUGCUUCAUUUCUUGGACCUCGCACACAAUAAUCUAUCAGGAUUUAUUCCACAAUUUUUGGGCAAUUUGAGUGCUCUAGAAGGAAACGACACAGAAAGCAUAGCCACUGGUUAUCCAGAACACAUGACGGUAGUUACAAAAGGAUGAGAACUUGAAUACAGCACAACUCUUGACUUGGUGAAGAGCAUUGAUCUUUCGUGCAAUAAUCUAUCCGGUAAAAUUCCAGAUGGAAUAACAACACUGGUGGGAUUGGGUACCUUGAACUUAUCAAUGAAUCAUUUGAAAGGAAAGAUUCCAGAGAAGAUUGGGGAUUUGAAAAAUCUUGAAACCCUUGACCUCUCCAUAAACCAACUUUCUGGUGAGAUACCUCCGAGCAUAUCUUCUUUAACUUUCUUGAGCCACUUGAACCUCUCACAUAACAAUUUAUCUGGGAAAAUUCCAUCAAGCAACCAGCUCCAGACUAUUAGCGAUGCAUCCAUGUAUGCUGGGAAUUCAGGACUUUGUGGAUGGCCCCUAGCUAUUAAUUGCCCAGGCACUAACAUAUCUCCACCUCCAACAUAUGCCAAAGUGGAUGGAGAAAAUGAACUAAACAUGGAUGGAGAUGAUGGGAUGGAUAUGCUCUGGUUUUACAUUGGCAUCGUUAUGGGCUUCAUUGUGGGAUUUUGGAGUGUUUGGAUCACUUUAUUUUUCAAGAAAUCUUGGAGGAUUGCUUACUUUCGGUUUUUCUCCUUAUAUUGAAUGUGGGGGUGUUUGCGGAGGAAGUUGGAGCUGCAAGCGAACAAAACUUCAAGGACUUAAAGCAAUUGAUCUGUGUCAUCUCCGUUGUUUGUCUUACCAUGAAAUAAUAAAAGGUACGUAUCAUCCUUUUAAUGUAUAUGUAUUUCCUAUUAAUUUGAUACAUAAGGGAGUUUUCUUUCUUGCAUUCUGUUCUUUUCUUUUGCUUUAUCAUAGGAAUGUGUCUAGGGAUUGGCAUUGGCAUAUAUUCAUAAAGAAUGGAAUCUC